UUGUCCAGUGACACCCCUUCAUCCCUAGGAAAGGAGAGAGGGCAGUGUUUUACGGCUUUAAAUCAAAAUGCUGAACCCGCAGAGGUCUCUGCCUGAGCUGCCUAAGAUGUCCACUGCUAGUCAGCUGGAAAGAGCUGUGCUGGAGGAGGAGUUCAACUGGCUGCUUAAAGAAGAAGUGCACGCCGUCUUAAAGCAGCUCCAAGAUGUCCUUAAGGAGGCAUCUCGACGUUUCUCCAUGCCGACACCAGGUUUGGAAAAUCAGCUCAAACAGGAGAAUUUCAUCCUUGGCAGCUCAACCAUGGAUCAAGUGAAAGGGGUGCUGACUCUGCAGGGAGAAGCUCUGACUCAAGCUGAUAUUAACCUGAAGGUCGCAAAGAGCAGUCAGGUGUUGCACUUUCAGUUCAGAGAAGACAAGCAGUGGAAACUGCAGCAGAUCCAGGAUGCCAGGAACCAUGUGAACCAAGCUCUGCAGCUGCUGAGCAGCCAUGAUGAGAGCUACCACUUCAAGUCAGGGGCUGAGGUUAAUAAGCUCAUGGAUGCCGUGAUGCUACAGCUGACACGAGCUCGAAACCGCCUCACGACCCCGGCCUCGAUGACCCUACCUGAGCUGGCUGCCAGUGGUUUGAUGAAAAUGUUCUCUCCGCCCAUACCUGGGGAUGUCAUGGUGAACUUUUAUAUCAACUUAAGUAAACUGUGUCUGACAGUCUACCAGCUUCAUGUGUUACCUCCUAACACCACGAAGAAUUUCAAGCCUGCUGGAAGCUCAGUGUUGCACAACCCUGGAGCAAUGUUCGAGCUCAACAACAACCGAUUUGAGGUGAGCCAUGUUCAUAAAGUCGAAUGUGUGGUCCCUUGGCUCAGUGACACACUGGUGUUCUUCACCAUAUCCCUGCAACUCUGUCAGCAGCUCAAGGACAAGAUAUCGGUCUUCUCCAGUUUCUGGAACUACAGACCUUUUUAAUCCUCCUGCAUCAUUCUCCUGAGACCACUCAGACUCAACUGUUCAAGGGUUCAAGUUUGUUUUUGUUUGUUUUUUUAAGGUAUUUGUCAUGCAGUGUGAAGUCUGCAUGAUACGCUGAAGGAGCCAUCAGAUAUUACAGCUGCCACCCCCAGUUAUGUUAGCACAGCUGGCUGACUUUCCUCUGACUGUAUGUGAACUGCAUCUUACUGACUUGUACUUCUCAGUGAAUUCAUGUGAUUUUUUUUUUUGGGUUAAAUUUAUUAUUAGAAUUAUUUUUGUUACACUACAUAAUUUAUUGGUUCUCAUCCCAGAGUUGUCGACUCUUUUGUAGAACACCUUUUUGUACUAAAGUCAUCACAGCUGGUUUUUCUUUUCACAGAUACUUUGUUCCUUCUCAGCAUUUUCAAAUUGUGAUUAUUCCAUCCAUCCUCUUCCGCUUUUUCAUUUCUUCACAUCAGUCUUAGUUUUUUCUCCCAGCCUUUAAAAAAAGCCCUCUGACAAUUUUGCAUUGUUACAACUACUGAGCUACAGUACACAAUCAGACGAAACAGGCCUAAAAGAAUGCUGUAGAGUCCUCAUGACAGUCCAACAAAAUAAAACAGUAACACAAUCAAAGCAGUUUUUAAGAUUUAAAGUUGAUUUAUGUUUAUUCAUUUCACUGAAAGUAUUUAUUGUUCAGCAAACUUUACUAGUAAUUUUUUUUUUAAACAAAAAAUCAUAAACGUUCUCUCAUCACAGCAUAAUCAAUGCUAGCAACAGGCAGAAGGAGCUUCAUGUAUUCACAGCAGGGACAUGAACCUCUCACAUGGUUGUAGUGCUUGUGUUGUAGAGAAGGUGGUGUGCUCUGUUAUGAUACACAAAGGAAGCCUUGGUGGCAUUCAAACAUGAGGAAAAUAUCAUUUGUGAAGAAGGGAAGAAUAUUUACUGUCAUUCUCACUAAAGCAGCAGCUGAUGGCUGAAAAAUGUAGAUAACACAGGGAUCCACUUAUAAAUUUUGAAAAAUAAUUAUGGUGGUGAUAUAAAGUCAAAGAUAAUAUAUUAUCUUGUAUAUUUAAAGAAAAAUGUGUAAUUUUUUAUUGAUGUAUAAUAAGUAACAUCUAUAUACAGUAAUCCAUUUCCAUCCAUAGACCUCAAACGAUGAAACGCCAGAAGGACUAGGCUAGGAUUCUCUCUCAUAGAAAGCACUGAAAUAUCCGCCAGACGUCCUCAUGAAACCCCCCCCCGGGUAAAGCUGCAGAGACGAUCAUACCAAGAGCAAUCCUUGAGUCUUUUCUCGAGCUGCUGAAAAGACUCCUGAAGAGGGACGUCUGAGCAGCUCAUUGGCUGUCCCAACAAGUUCUGGCAGAUCUGUCACUGUGGAGGAAGGUCUUGAAGAAGCUCCUUUCUGAAAGAAUGUUUCUAGUUCACAUCUCGUGCCAGAGCAUCAUUUCAGUUUCCCACAAGAAACUAGCUGGAGGUGUCGUUACAGGACCAGAUCAUUGGGGUCCUGUGAGCUGUAAUUUCGAUCCUUUCUGGAUCGUACUUGCUGCAGUGCGUCUGGUGGUCGCUCACUCAGACUGGGAUAUGGGGAGUUUGGAAGUGUGGUCAAUGCCCAGAGCUCUUUGGUAUCUAUCUCAAUUUGUUCUGUAAGAGCUGAGAUGUAUUAAAUGCUUCUGCACAAAUGUUGACUAAUUUAUAAAAAUGCAGUACAGAAUUAAUUAUUCAUCUCUUCAGUGACCUAGCUAUCGGAUAACCUCUUACUCUGAGGUAUUGCUUGUUUCACUAAUUCAGUAUAUCUGUGUCAAAGUGUUACACAUUAUAUUAGAAAUACUACAAUAAUGUAAAUAGAAUACAAAAGGGUUGUAAAAGGAAAACAAUCUCACCAGAUAGGAGAGGCAGUACUAUUAGGAAAUUUCCCACUGGAAUACUUUAGAGGAUAAAAUUCACUGAGUACCAUUUUAUCUGUUCAUGGCUCACCUCCAGUGUCUGUUUAUACUCUCAGGCACCUUCCUGAUAUGUUGCAAAGGUUUUUGUACCAGUGAAAACAGAAACCGUUCAGGGUCUUAUGUAAGGUUUUGUAUGUCUGUGGCUCUGCAGACUUUCCUCACCUGAAUAUAGAAUAUAUUCAAUCACAGGCCACCACUUGAUAUUUUCCUUAAAACUGUUGUAAAGAUUAAAAAAAAACUACAAUGAUCGUUUAACAGUUUGUCCCUUAAAUGUAGGUAUUAAUAUAUUAAAGGAAAGGCAGGAAUAUUAGGGGUCCUCGGGCAUAAUCCUGAAUUAUUUUGUUGUGGAUGCAUUUCACAAGUUGGAAACUGAUAAGCGAUAAAACACGAGCGAGGCAGAUGGUGGCGCAGGUUCGUUUUUUUGUUUGUUUUUUUAAUCCCUCAUUGCCCUGUUUGUAAAUAGCUCACAUUUCCUGUUCAUUGCUACAUUUAUAUAUUUAAGAGUAUAUUUUAAUGAAUGCUACCUGUCACCUCUGUUAAUGUGAAAUGAAUUAUGGUUUGUAUGCUGUUUUGUUUUUGUCUCACAUGUUGAUUCCCUGUGAACCAAACAUUAAUCCAGUCAUGAACAAAUGACUUAAUUCCAGUGUUGAUCUGUUUAAAGCUUCCUGUCAUGUAAAAGGUGGAAAUUAUCUGUCCAAUUAAACUAUU
Messenger RNA from Archocentrus centrarchus (flier cichlid), 3594 nucleotides. It is a transcript of the gene rogdi, whose product is annotated as rogdi atypical leucine zipper. The record is from RefSeq and is a predicted model, not a curated record. Gene Ontology annotation, cellular component: RAVE complex. Lineage: Eukaryota; Metazoa; Chordata; Actinopteri; Cichliformes; Cichlidae. The transcript has 11 exons. Bases 68 to 961 code for a protein of 297 amino acids.